GCGCAGUGAGAGGGGCCGCAGGAGCCUGGGCAGGAGCUAUGGGGCUGGAGGCGGCGCGCGAGCUGGACUGCGCGGCGCUGGGCGCGCUGCUGCGGGAGCCGCGGGAGGCCGAGCGCACACUGCUGCUCGACUGCCGCCCCUUCCUGGCCUUCUGCCGGCGCCACGUGCGCCACGCGCGGCCAGUGCCCUGGAACGCGCUGCUGCGGCGCCGCGCGCGCGGCCCGCCCGCCGCCGCCCUCGCCUACCUGCUGCCCGACCGCGCGCUCCGGGCGCGCCUGGCCCGCGGGGAGCUGGCCCGGGCCGUGGUGCUGGACGAGGGCAGCGCCUCGGUGGCCGAGCUCCCCCCCGACGGCCCGGCACACGCGCUGCUCGCCGCGCUGCUGCCCGAAACCCGCGCGGGGCCCACGGCCGUGUGCUUCCUGCGAGGCGGCUUCGAUGGCUUCCAGGCCUGCUGUCCCGAUCUGUGCUCCGAGUCCCCCGCCCCGGCCAUGUCGUCUGCUGGGGGCGAGAACAGCCGCUCUGACCCCAGGGCUCCCUUCUACGACCAGGGCGGCCCUGUGGAGAUCUUGCCCUACCUGUUCCUGGGCAGCUGCAGCCACUCCUCCGACCUGCGGGGGCUGCAGGCUUGUGGCAUCACGGCGGUCCUCAACGUCUCCCGCUGCCCCAACCACUUUGAGAGCCUUUUCCGCUACAAGAGCAUCCCGGUGGAGGACAACCAGAUGGUGGAGAUCAGUGCCUGGUUCCAGGAGGCCAUAAGCUUCAUUGACUCGGUGAAGAACAGUGGAGGCCGGGUACUGGUUCACUGCCAGGCGGGCAUCUCGCGCUCUGCAACCAUCUGCCUGGCUUACCUGAUACAGAGCCGCCGCGUGAGGCUGGACGAGGCCUUCGACUUUGUUAAGCAACGCCGGGGAGUCAUCUCCCCCAACUUCAGUUUCAUGGGGCAGCUGCUACAGUUUGAGACUCAGGUGCUGUGUCACUGAGGCAGGACCCCACCAGGCUGCCCCCC
Molecule: messenger RNA, 1006 nt
Organism: Odobenus rosmarus divergens (Pacific walrus)
Lineage: Eukaryota; Metazoa; Chordata; Mammalia; Carnivora; Odobenidae
Gene: DUSP2
Product: dual specificity phosphatase 2
Exons: 4
Coding region: 39-980 (313 amino acids)
Biological process (GO): protein dephosphorylation; endoderm formation; negative regulation of MAPK cascade
Cellular component (GO): nucleus; cytoplasm
Molecular function (GO): protein tyrosine/threonine phosphatase activity; MAP kinase tyrosine/serine/threonine phosphatase activity
Source: RefSeq, a predicted model, not a curated record